AUGAAUGCGUUUUCUCAGCAAUACGAAAUCACGGUCGAAGGCCGUCAGAUCGAGGAGGCAGUGGCAAGUAUAGUUCACACGCUGUUUGUGCACCGUUCGCUGGGCAAGUUCAAAUACAAGGCCGAAGGCAGCUACUACGUCGGUACUUUGGGCACUGAAGACGUUGACUGCAGUUUUAUCGACUUCACCUACGUUCGGCUAUCGUCCGAGGAGUUCACGUGCUCAGUGGAUAGGCAGAUCAGCAACUUUCGCGACCUUCUCAGACAGUCGGCUGACCACAGCGACCAGAAUGACCAUGGCGGAUGUGACGGUCAGCUGUUCGUCGAGUUCUACGAAAAGCGUCGCCGGAACUGGCCUUUCGGAGAAGAAUCGGUGCCGUGGGAAGUGUGGGCUUUGCAGGUUCACGUCGUCCAUCCGACCAGUGAGCACGGUCACCAGCAGCUACGGGAGUCGGCUGCCGAAGCCCUCUCCGAUAUCGUCUUCUCGAUCUGUCGUACUGUGAACAGGUCCCAGUACCUGCCAAAGAUGCCGUUGCAGUCUGAGCUGUCGCUGGUGUUCGACACCAGCUUUUCAGACGUCCAGCCGUACCUGCACCACUUCAAGCACCAGACGAAGAACACGCCUCUCGUCCCCUCGCUUACUUCGGCCGUACAAAAGCUUCUCCGUGGCACGUUGUCGUUUUGA
This is a messenger RNA of Soboliphyme baturini, 684 nucleotides long. Lineage: Eukaryota; Metazoa; Nematoda; Enoplea; Dioctophymatida; Soboliphymatidae. The record is from the annotation of a GenBank genome assembly.